Closterium sp. NIES-67 is the source of this 4161-nucleotide messenger RNA. NCBI's taxonomy places the organism in Eukaryota, Viridiplantae, Streptophyta, Zygnematophyceae, Desmidiales, Closteriaceae. The record is from the annotation of a GenBank genome assembly.
UUCUAACAUGCACCCAACCUCUCCCACGCUCCCAACCGCAUCAAACCCCCCCGCAUCUAGAGAUCCCAACCCAUCCACCACCCAACUUACGCAACCAUAUCACGCACGCAUCUCCGCGCUAGUAGAUCUAGUUUACGCGCAGAUGUGAGCUUACCUCACAAGAAUCCAAGAAGCGAUGUCGGACCUCCUAGAUCAGGGCCCUAGUGGGGACGCGACAGUCGAUGCGUCAGGUGAGGCCUCUUCGUCCACCCCUUUCAUUGGAGAUGAUAAGCACGUAAUCUUUCAGCAUUUUAAGUUUAAGAGCAAGGAAAUGGGUAGGGUGCAGCGCUACUGGUGCAAGCACUGCGGAGCGGACUUCAUGGGCACCGCAUCUCGUUGCGCUCAACACCUUACGGAUUGGGAGGGCAUGGGCAAGCGUGGAGUGCGCAAAUGCAUUGAAGCCCCUACGGAUGCGCGCGCAGCCGUGCGCGCUUUCCAGGAGGCCAAGGUGGACUCCCGUGCCGCUCAGGAUCGCGCUGAUAUGGAUGCCCUUGAGGCGGUCAGCGGCGCCAGCGCCAGCAGCAAGCGCGGGCGUAUUGGCGAGUACAUGAGCGGGAGCGUGCUGGCGAAGAAGGGAGCGGAUGAAGCCAUCUGCCUCUUGUUCGCCGGCCUCCGCCUCCCCGAGCGCCAUGCCGAUCAUCCGCUUUGGCGCAAUGCCGUGCGGAGCAUUGCGAGGGCGGGUAAUGGCUAUGUGCCCCCGUCACGCAAGUACAUCGGCGGAGCAGGGCUGCAGCAAUGCCGCCGCCGGAUCGAGGACGCUCUGAUCGGGAUUUCCGAGAGCUGGAGCGCCACUGGCGUCACCAUUGCGAGCGACAUGAUGACUGACCGGCGCGGCCGCCCGCAGGCGAACAUAAUGCUCGUCAACGACAGCGGCGCCGUCUUCGCCGAGAGCGUCGACUGCAAGAUGGAGAAAAAAACAGGCGGCUACAUUGCCGGCUUCCUGCGGCCGAUCGUGGAGAAGCUGGGCGCCGCGAACGUCGUUGCCUUCUGCACUGACGGCGGCAGCAACUACUACAGCGCCUGCAAACUACUGAUUCAGGAGUUCCCCAAGAUUGAGCACGUGCCUUGCGCCACGCACGUGCUCGAUCUGCUGAUGGAGGACGUGGGGAAGCUCCCUUGGGCCGCUGGCGUGGUGAAGGAGGCGAGCGAUAUUAUCACGUACAUGCGCAGCCACCACUGGACCCGCCAGUACGUUGAAAAUCCCGACGUCGCGGGGGGAAAGGGGCUACAGGUGCUGAGGCCUGCAGGGACUCGCUUCGGGACACAGUACAUUGCUGUGUCCCGCCUUGUUGCCGUGCACGAGAUCCUGGAGGGAAUGGUGGUGAGUGAGCUGUGGAAGAAGAAUUGGGCGGUGGGGUCGAGGAAGGCAGCAGCAGAUGCGUUCAAGAAGCAGAUCUUGGAUGAGAAGAAUGAGUGGUGGCCCAAGGCGGAGCUCUUCACUAGGGUGCUGGAGCUCCCAUUCAAUGUCAUGCGGGCGACAGACACAGAGAAGAAGGGGAUGAUGGGAAGCCUGUAUGACAAGAUGCUGCUGCUUACAGAGCAAAUGGAGGCGUUGCUGAAGAAGGAGACCCACGAGGUGCUGACGUCGACGGCUAAGAGUGCUAUUAAUGAGAUCGUGACAGCGCGUUGGGAUGGGAGCCUGGCCUGCCCGCUGCAUGUGGUUGGUCGGAUUCUUAAUCCGAUCAACCAGUCAGCGGACAUAUUCGGCCCCGACGUGGAGUGCACGAACGUGUUCAAGGAUUUUGUGCAGCGCCACUACGAGGGGGUCAUGGUCCCUCAGAAGAGGGGACCGCCCAAGCGUGCAACCCUUGUCAUACAGGAGGGGCUGGCGGAUUACUUGGAGUUGAGGGGGAGCUUUGGCAAGAAGGAGGCCAUUACUGACCGGCAGUUGGUCAAGGAGGGCACGCACACCAUGAAGGCAUGGUGGCGGUGGCACGGCACCGACCACCCCUUGCUCACGGCACUUGCACACCGUGUGCUGACACAGCCUGUGUCGGCUGCCUCCUGCGAGCGCAACUGGGCGGUGUGGGAUGCUAUCCACACCGCCCGGCGCAACAGGUUGGGGUCUCAGAAGCUGUCGGAUUUGGUGUAUGUUGCGCACAACUGGAACGUUGUGCGCAACUGGCAUGAGGAGGGGAUGGGGGUGGUGGUUGGGAACAUCCCUGACCCGCCUCUCCCCGCAGGCACUGGACCACUGGACCACUGGACCACUGGACCACUGGACCACUCGACCACUGGACCACUGGACCACUGGACCACUCGACCACUGGACCACUCGACCACUGGACCACUCGACCACUGGACCACUCGACCAGUGGACCACUCGACCACUGGACCACUGGACCACUCGACCACUGGACCACUGGUCCAUCGACCACUGGACUACUGGACCACUCGACCACUCGACCACUCGACCACUCGACCACUGGACCACUGGACCACUCGACCACUGGACCACUGGACCACUGGACCACUCGACCACUCGACCACUGGACCACUCGACCACUGGACCACUGGACCACUGGACCACUCGACCACUGGACCACUGGACCACUGGACCACUGGACCACUGGACCACUCGACCACUCGACCACUGGACCACUGGACCACUGGACCACUGGACCACUGGACCACUGGACCACUGGACCACUGGACCACUGGACCACUGGACCACUGGACCACUGGACCACUCGACCACUGGACCACUGGACCACUGGACCACUGGACCACUCGACCAGAGGACCUUCGAGCUGACCUCUUUGUCCACUGGUGGAAGCGAAGCAUUGCCGAGACCCCCAUUCUUCCGCACAGCCACAGCUUUAUAGCGAAGCUGCUGGAUAUGCUUGUACUGAGGCACGUGUCGCCCGGCGAGUACAUCUCAGCGGAGGGCGAGAUUAGCCGCCACCUGUACAUCGUGCGAUCUGGCACCGUUGAUGCCACGUGGAUCAAGACACAGGGGGGCGAGGGGGAGGGUGGAGAGGGGGAGGCUGGAGGGGGGGAGAGUAGGGAGGAGGAAGAGGAGGAUGAGGGCGAGGAAGAACUGGACGAGGAGGGGGAGGAUGAGGAGGGAGAUGAGGAUGGUGAUGGGGAAGGGGGAAGGGGAGAGAGAGGAGGAGGUGGAGGAGCGAGUGGGACGAGAGCGGUUACGAUCGAAGAGGAGUUUGAAGAGGAGUUGAAUGCGAUUGAGAUGGAAAAGCAGGAAAGGCAGGAAAGGCUGGAAGAGCAGCAAGAGCAGCAAGAGCAGCAAGAGCAGCAUCCCUUUGUCCCUUCCAACCCCUCGGCCGUUCUCCUCCGCUCCGACUCGCAGCGCCGCCAGCGCCAGCUCCAGAUAUCCCUCUCCCUCGGCUCUACCUCCGGGCGCACCCUCAAGACACCUGCCAUUUUCGAGGGUAGUCCCGCAACCGCCCCAAUCCCCCACAAGAACCCGCUAGCACUAGCAGCAGCAGCAGCGAUAACUGCAGGAGUGGGGGAAGCGCCAAGGAACCCGCUAGAAGUGGCGAUGGAGCAGGGGGGGGGGAAGGUGGAGCUGCAGCACCGGGCGGUGGAGGCGGGGUUUGUGAUGGGCAUGGAUGGGCUGCUAGAGGCGUUCGAGCUGCGCAUGGGGGAGGACGAGUGGCCCAAGCAGCGGGUGGCUUUCAUCUGCGUUGAAGCCACGUUUCAGGCCAAGACGGAGUGUGAGUUGCUACUGUUGCUGCUAGACGACCUGUUUGACACCCUAGAGAGCUUCCCCCAGCUGCUGCACGACAUGCGCUUCGCCCUGCGCCUGCCCAUGGGCCUGCACGAGGAGCAGGUGCACCCUUUGCUCUCGAGAAGCCGCGCUGUCGUCAUGUCCGCUUCAAUGCGGGUGAUGAUGAGCGAGUGAUGACAAGGUUUGGCUUUAUUGGCGCCAGAUUCCUGCUGUCUCGGAUCGCUUCCUUUCUUUAGAAAGGAAUAACUAUGGCAAAUGGCUGGGUAAUAAAUAUUGGAGUGCCAACCUCCAUCCCUACUUGUUGUAGAACCUAUAUGUGCAGUACUCGCAAUUCUAUAAAUUAGCACGUGUUGUAUUUAAGUGUAGUUUUGCCUUUAGACGGGUUUAUUAGAGGUCAACGUGGCUCUCGUUUUUAUGAGCUGGGCUCAAGUGUA